Anopheles marshallii is the source of this 1173-nucleotide messenger RNA. Its product is annotated as putative odorant receptor 92a. Gene Ontology annotation, biological process: sensory perception of smell; detection of chemical stimulus involved in sensory perception of smell. Lineage: Eukaryota; Metazoa; Arthropoda; Insecta; Diptera; Culicidae. Gene Ontology annotation, molecular function: olfactory receptor activity; odorant binding. Gene Ontology annotation, cellular component: plasma membrane. The transcript has 6 exons. The record is from RefSeq and is a predicted model, not a curated record. The coding region runs from base 1 to 1173 and encodes 390 amino acids.
AUGGUGCUACCGAAAUUGAAGGAUGAAAAGGCCGUAAUGCCAUUUCUGCUUCGUCUUCAAACCAUAGCAGGACUGUGGGGUGAUCGUUCCCAGCGGUAUAGAUUCUAUUUGAUUUUUUCCUAUUUCAUCGUCAUGGUGGUCCUGCCGAAGGUUCUGUUUGGCUAUCCAGAUCUGGAAAUUGCGGUUCGCGGCACGGCCGAGUUGAUGUUCGAAUCGAAUGCAUUUUUCGGCAUGCUUAUGUUUUCCUUCCAGCGAGACAACUAUGAGAAGCUGGUUCAUCAGCUACAGGAUCUGGCAAGGGUUGGUGAGUUCCUACAGGAUUUACCAACCGAGUUGGGACAUUACUUGAUCGCCGUAAAUAGGCGAGUCGAUCGUUCCUCCAAAAUUUACUGCUGCUGCCACUUUUCGAUGGCAACCUUCUUCUGGUUCAUGCCCGUUUGGACGACCUAUUCUGCCUACUCUGCCGCUACAAACCGUUCGGAGCCGGUUGAACACGUACUUCAUCUUGAGGAAGAACUUUACUUUCUACAUAUCCGAACCUCGGUUGUCCACUAUACGUUCUACGCCGCCAUCAUGUGGCCAACGAUCUAUACGCUCGGGUUUACCGGCGGCACUAAGCUCUUAACCAUUUUUAGCAAUGUGAAGUACUGCUCGGCCAUGUUAAAGUUAGUAGCCCUGCGGAUCAAGUGUCUCGCUGGAUCGAACCACGAACAUGUGGAGAAAGAGCUUAACGAGAUUAUUUCGAUGCAUCAGCGAGCGCUCAAUUGUGUCUUUUUGCUAGAAACUACAUUCCGCUGGGUGUUUUUCAUACAAUUCAUCCAGUGUACCAUUAUUUGGUGCAGUCUCAUCCUUUAUAUCGCCGUGACGGGAUUUAGCUCGACGGUGGCAAACGUGUGUGUUCAAAUCAUUUUGGUGACGGUGGAAACUUACGGCUAUUGUUACUUCGGAACUAAUCUAACUACGGAGAGCUAUGGUGUAGCACUUGCCAUCUACGAUAGCGAAUGGUACAAGUUUUCCGUUUCGAUGCGCCGGAAGCUUCGGUUGUUUUUACAACGAUCCCAAAAACCGGUCGGGGUUACGGCCGGAAAGUUCCGUUUCGUCAACGUAGCUCAGUUCGGCAAAAUGCUGAAGAUGUCCUACUCAUUCUACGUAGUGUUGAAGGAACAGUUUUAG